Messenger RNA from Mollisia scopiformis, 715 nucleotides. RefSeq lists its product as uncharacterized. NCBI's taxonomy places the organism in Eukaryota, Fungi, Ascomycota, Leotiomycetes, Helotiales, Mollisiaceae. The record is from RefSeq and is a predicted model, not a curated record. The transcript has a single exon. The coding region runs from base 215 to 715 and encodes 166 amino acids.
GUUUUCUGUUGGCGCUCUCGCGAGCAUUCCUUUUGAUCAAGCAGUUCUUUCACACUUUGUGGCGUUCGCGGUAAGCCGGUUCAGCCUUAUGUCCCAUCAAGUAUAUCAUACUUUAAAAGUCAAUUCGCAAGAGAAGUUUAAAGUAUCCAACACCCCAAUUCAGUACUUGCCAACUUAGUGAAAGGUAUUGCCUAAAUGAAUAGAAACAAUUCAGAUGAAUAUCUCUAUCGACAGUUUGGAUGACUUUGCAGCCUCGUCUGGAGCUCCAACACCAACUCGAAGUCGAGCUCCAUCGCCACUCCGAACAUGGGGCGAGCUCAAUUCUUCUCCAAGAUGCCGAGCCCUAGACAUGCCAACGAGUCAAAGAGACGCACCGAAAGAAACUGGCAACACCAUUGAAGUCUUGACUCGAAUUGAUAGCAGGCGAUCGACGAAUCGGCUCGCAGCAAGGGGUCAGGAGGAGCUUCCAAUACACAGCACAAGCCAAACCUCAGAGCGAUUCUCCAAAGCGGGUGUGGGUGUGAUGUCGAGCACUGGAACACAGACAGGAGAUACUUCAAAGUCGGGAGAUAAUCAUGUGGAUGCCAUCGAGGGAGAUGAAGCAAGGCCGAAGAGGGGAAGGGGAGUGGAAAGGGGGUUAGUAAAAGACAGUGCGACUCGAAAAUCAGCUCAUGGAACUGUUCAUGCGGGAAAUGGGAGAACUUUAGGGAGAUGA